Molecule: messenger RNA, 465 nt
Organism: Metopolophium dirhodum (rose-grain aphid)
Lineage: Eukaryota; Metazoa; Arthropoda; Insecta; Hemiptera; Aphididae
Exons: 3
Coding region: 1-465 (154 amino acids)
Cellular component (GO): nucleus
Molecular function (GO): zinc ion binding
Source: RefSeq, a predicted model, not a curated record
AUGUCGGUUUCUUUAAAUGUCAGGGAAAUGUGCCGCAUCUGUCUUUGUGAAGAAGAAAUAGUUGAUAUUCUAAUGCUUGGAGAGCCAACUGCUAAAUGGAUGAGUGAUAUCAAUAAAUAUUUCAACGUCCAAUUGACAUUUCACGAUGACAAGUCUACAAAUUUAUGUAGAAGUUGCAUGCACAAAAUUGAGAACUGGCGUAAAGAUCUGCAUCGUGCCGCAAGUUGCCAAACUAUUAUAGAUUAUCUAGAUAGAAUGCAUGUGGUUUGCACUAGUAAGGUAGAGGAAGGGGGAAUUGAACGUUACGACGUGGAAGUUUAUGUUGACAACCAUUGUUGUGGUAUACCACUCAAGCCCAUCAUGGUCGUAGUAGGUGACAGUCGUAACAAUUAUGAAAUCGAAGACAGUCUAUUGCCUCGUGGUGGCGGACGGCGGUGUGGUCGACCAAAAGAAAACGGACUUUAA